Phyllostomus discolor (pale spear-nosed bat) is the source of this 6228-nucleotide messenger RNA. RefSeq names its product transmembrane protein 267 (gene TMEM267). The record is from RefSeq and is a predicted model, not a curated record. NCBI's taxonomy places the organism in Eukaryota, Metazoa, Chordata, Mammalia, Chiroptera, Phyllostomidae. The transcript is spliced from 3 exons. Bases 1389 to 2036 code for a protein of 215 amino acids.
ACGGAGCUGCGGCGGAGGGCUGGGUGGGAGAGGGGGUGUGAUGGGUGCUGCGAAACUGCGCCUUCGGCGUGGGGCCGGAGGCAGGGACCAGCCGAGCCUGAAGCCUGGAAGGUCCGGGUUCCAGAUGGGGAGGGCGUGCAGGUGCGGCAGGCGCGCGGGACCCCAGAGCCAGCAGGGUGUGCUUGGCUCGCGGGCCGGCACCGUCCGUGCCCUGGGACUUCUGCAAUGCCCUCCGCUUCGUCGCGUCUUCCCCUAGGCUCCACGCUGCUGGCGUUUCCUUGACCCAAGCUGGGGAGCCGGGGGUUGGGGCGGGGUGGGCACCGGGGAGCUGCUAGAGCUGCCCACUGCUAUCGUGAUCUGGCUGCAGAGCCCUUGGGCGCUCCCCAUCCUGGGAGGCACGGAUGCGACGAAUGUGACUGAGUCUUCCCUGCGGACGCCACGGUUUCCCGCCCUGUUUUCUUAAUCGUUUUAAAAGUUAUGGCCUCGCAACAACCUGGCGAAAGAAUGACUGUGAGAAUUUGCUGAGACUUGAAACAUCACGUUGAAAUGCAGCAUCGUAGGUUUUAUUCGUAAUGGUCGUAGGAACUAAACGUUUUGUAUGCAGGCUAUAAAAAGUUUCCGUGAAAGUGAGCAAGGUGUGUGUUUCUUUGCAAGUUAGCUACAUUAGAUUUGGCAUCUGCUUCGGGUGUUGUAGCGUUAAAGAAAGACAAGCUUCGCAGCAACUCCAGUUCAGUGAAAAGGACUCGUUUGUAAGGCAUAGUAAAGGCAGUUUUCCGCUUUUAUAUUGUGCUUUUAACCUCGAGUUUUUGUAGAUGUUUGUGAGUAGGGGAGGGGAGAGGAAGGGGGUGAAGUAGGAGAUGACAUUUACCUUGGGAAUUUGUUAGCUCUGAUUUGUUUUGGCAGAAAUAUGUCUUAAGAGGUUAUUGGCAGACAAUACAUAAUAGUGUAUAAUUUAAGCUACUGGUUAAUUAUGUGUUUGUGGAGUUAAGGAAAAGGAAGAUCACUGCUGUGAAUACUUGGAAGGCCCCACGGUUGAUUGCAUUUUACUGUAAUGAGGAUGAGAUGUGUCAGAGUUUGGCAAUGACGGAAACUGGUUCCUGCAAGUCAGAGAAAUGUGUGGUGUAGGAGACUGGCUCUCAGAGCAGAGAAGUCACAGCUUUCGUUCCAAGGCUGAGGAUUGCUUACCUGCUCAUCCCUUUUAUUCAGUACAAGGAAAUAUUUAUUAAACACCUGUGCACUUUAGAUUGUAUGCACGACAGAUUUAAAAGAAAAUGAUAAUUACUGUUCUUAAGGAACCUGCUCCCAAAAAGGUGACGGGGAAUGGCCGCGAGAACCGGCUGCCCGUGGUGUCCUGAUGGCGUGGCGGGUGCGCUGACGCGGGGUCUGUGAUGGCCUCGGAGGCGGAGAAGGCCCAGGCCCUGCUCCAGUCCUGCAGCACCAAGCCCCUGCUUUCCAGCCUGGGGCUGGGGCUGUUCUGCCUCGUGGCCGACAGGCUGCUGCAGCUCCCCGUGCUCCAGCAGAACCCCUGGUCCCGCGCCCUCUCCGACAACGCCGUGCACGGCGUGAUCGGCCUGUGGUCCUGGGCCAUCGUCAUUGGGGUCAAGAAGAAGGCCGACUGGAGAGAAAUCCUUUUAGCUGGAUUUUUAGCCUCCGUGAUUGACGUAGACCACUUUCUCCAAGCAAGAUCCCUGUCUUUAAAGGCUGCGCUGAAUCUCCCUCGGAGGCCCUUCCUGCACUGCUCCACGGUGAUCCCCGCCGUGGCCCUGGCCCUCAAGUUCCUGAUGCACCUCUUCAAGCUCAAAGACUCGUGGUGCUUCCUGCCCUGGAUGGUGUUCAUGUCCUGGACCUCACACCACGUCCGUGAUGGCAUUCGCCACGGCUUGUGGAUAUGCCCGUUUGGGAAAACUCCUCCCUUGCCAUUCUGGCUGUACGUGGUGGUCACGGCAUCUUUGCCGCACGUCUGUUCCCUGGCCAUGCAUUUCACCGGGGCCAGACAAGUGAUGUCUUCCAAGCACGGCAUCCGCAUCGACGUCUGAGCUGGCCACGGGGCAGCUGCGAGGAGCCCGGCUCGGCCGGGACAGUGACGGGCAGCCCGCAUUACAGGGAGUUUUAGGACACAUAUUAGGUGCUUAUGUUACUACUAUAAUUCCUGAGUUCUCUUGCUCAGCAGGCAUGGACACAUUUUUAAAGCGAUACACUUGUAAUUCUGCUUCUCCGUCUAGAUGUAGUGCAGUACUAGAGGUCCGUUUAUUCCCUUGUUUCUUCUGUUCCUCUAGCUCUGCUAAUAGCUCUGUGAGGUCAGCAUCCAGUUAAGUUUUCCGGAUGUAGAGUUUUAAGGGAGUCUAUUUCCUGAUGAAAAACAGUUCAGAUUUUAGGGAGACUCAUUUGUGGACAGUUAGCAUCAUAUUUGGAUCCUCCUUUUCCCGAGAUGUUGAAACAGUGAAACGGCCAAAGUGAGCGAGCUCACGAAGGAGGUGACUAGGGAACGCUCCCAUUUCUCUCUGCCCUGUGCGUGUCCGGACGGGAGUCUACUUUGCCAGGUGCCGUCGUGCGUUGAGAUGACUGGCGGAAUCGGCUUCAGCGGGCCUGUGAGAAAUGGUCAUGAUACUCGUACACGCAGCAACUAACAUUAGAUCGAGGUUAUUGUUCCACAGUCCCUUCAGGAAAUGACUGCAGUGUGUUGGCUGGAGUAGCAUCCUCCCAAAGUGCCCCCAAAUCUCGUGUGCUGCAGUGUUAACUGUUUGGGAAAGCAUAACUAAAUUUAACAAAAUGUUUGCUAAAAAUUAACAUGAACACAGUAUCGACAUGUGGCUCAUAACCAGAGAAUUUGAACUCACAGCCGGAAAAGGACUCUCCGGCGGUGUCAUUUCGAAUGUGAGCUCCUGAAUGUGCCGGUGAAAUGGUUUUAGUUGCUGUCGGUGUGUCUGCACACUCUUCUGAAAUACUGCACCAGUGUUGUGUCAUUUUUUAAAAAAAUCGGCCUGAUACUGAGAGACGACGCGUUUUUGUCCCGAGUAGUCUUAGAAAAGUUGAUGUUUCCUUUUUUUCUUUCAGGUUGAUCUUCUGUCAAAAACGGUUAGCCUUGGUUAGCGAAGGGACUCUCAUGCUAUCAGCGUCACACACGCACAGUUUACGUUGCUUGGACAUGAAAAAGCCCGCGCCCCACAGGCACCAGCUUGCGUGGCACACGCACCACGCGCCGUCUUCGCGUGUCCUCACUCACCCGUGACUCUCGGCGCUGGUGGCUGCGUGCCCUCCUCUCUGGGAAGUGGUGCGGCCGUGCCUGGCUGACGCGAAGCAGACUGGGUUGUGGAGUUGGAUAGCUCUGUGAAUCGUACCACGGCUCCAGCCCUUCAGCUCAGUUUUCAUUGUUGUCGUCCAUCAGUCGGUCGUAAUCCGUUAUAGUUUACAGCCUCCUGGGCCUUACAGUCUGUUACUGUCUUUGGAGAGCAAUUAUUGUAUCUGUUGGGUUGGUUUAAUAGUAAAUAUUGUGGGGGGUAAAUUAAGGUAGAGGUUUUUCAAAAGCAUGUGACUUCAGAAACCCAUAGAAAUGAAGUCUGGAUCUUGUAUAACUUUUCCUGACUAAAUUAUGAAACUCUGCUUUUCUCUAUGUUAAACAAAGGACUGUCUUUAAAACAUAGGGCCUUCCUUAAGAAUGUCACAGUGAAAAUCUGGGGGUUGUUCUGACUUCCUUUAUUAGAACGGGGGUCCCCUUUGCCCGUGACGCUGUGCCUACACAGUUAAGUGUGGGCUUGCCUGUGCUCCCACCGCCACCAUCAGGAGUGUUCCCCGUCCCCGCCGUGGGCUCCGAAAGCUGUGGUUGCCACCUCCAGAAACACGACAGCCAGCCUCCCGUGCCCCGGUUCUGUGCCUUUUCUUAGUGAAGGAGUUCGUGUCACGACCUUAGCCCGACGGCUGGGCUGUGUCUCGUCUGCCUGUGUGUGACGUCUGUCCCCUGGAUGUCCUCCGUCCUCUUACCUGUCCCGCCCACCCACGCUGCCACCUUCCUGAGCCAUCCCGGUUAUGCUGGCCGCCCCCAGGGCCUUCGCCCUGAACUCAGCACCCCGAGCCUCGUUUUCCUUAGUUGGGGGCCAAACCCCCCUGGUGCCUAUGGGUUAAAAUUCCCACUUACCCCCUCCCACCCACACCCCGUCAUGCAGACCCACCCUGGGCUCUUUUGGCUGCUGGAGUGCUUCCUGACUUGAGUCCUUUUUCCCCAUCUGAAGGGGACAGGACCAGGGGCUACCAUGGUCCUUGCUCACCCUGUCACAGCUAGACCUUUUUUUAUCCAUCAGCAUUCUCAGUUCCCUUCAUUUGAUAUCUCCUUGUGUUACUCCCCCAAACCCUCCUCACCCCCACACACUGUCCCUGAGGACCACUCCCACCUUGGACCCUGGGAGCACUUGGUUCCCUUUUGUCUUUUGAUUUCAGCCCUCGAUGUCACUCACCCUCAGGCAUCAGGGGGCUGCCUGAACUCUGGGCUUCAGCAUUUCCCUCCUCACCUGCGCCCUGACCUUUGUCGUCCCAUCCUACCAGCCCUGCGCCUUGCGGCAGGCCUCCGUACCUGCUUUCCAGGUGCCACCGCCCAGUUCCGAGACCUCCGCCUGGUUCCUUUUUGUCUCCCAGCGCCUCCCACACCAGCAGACAUCAGUGUCACCUGUGAGUCAGGCUGAAACGGAGAGUGCUUGAGACCCAUCCUCAGAGCUCUGGUGUAGGCGCCAAGAAUGUGCAUUUCCCACAAGUUCCCGGUUGACAGGUGUCUGUGCUGCGGCCCAGGGGCCACACCUGGGAGCCACAACUCUUGGUGCACUUCAUUCUCCUCCCCUCCCGUCAGCAAGCCUGCUCUCUGCCUUUCUAGGGCUUAAAGCCCAUAAGCCUUUUAUGGCUUAACCUGGGACAAAAUAGGCAUCACCAAACUGGCUGCAGCCUUCCCAAGACCCAGAGCCGCUCCUGAAGACAGCCCAAGCGAGUGAGCAAAGACCUGCGUGAUCACAGGAGGCAAAGAAACUGAUCUCCCGUGGAAAUGAGGUGACAGACCCGCUAAUGUGCUUCUGGAAGGGCAGUGCUGGGGCGGAGAUCUUCCCAGCACAAACAAGGCCGUGCAGGAGAAGAUGACAGACCUCUCACAGACCUGGACCCCUGGCAACCCCACAUUCCCCCCGACAGCUGGUGUGUGCAGGCAGAGAGAAUGUUGCUCGUCGCCUCGUGUCCCCAGCCCCUGGCCAGCCGGUUAGCCACCUGACUCAGGCCCAACAACCCGUGCCCUCAGCUGGAGGGACCUGAGGAUAUCCUCAGUGGUGACAACCCCAUGCUCUCAGGACAAAAAAAAAAAACAGGAUGGAAGAGAAUCUCAUGUUGUGAUUUUCCUCCUUGUGACUAUUUUCGGAAAGCUGGGGAUCGGCAGGUACCCCAAACCAAAUUCCCGAGAGCCACAAUCCCAACGCCUACCACAAACACAGGAUUGAAAGAGGGCGUGCUCACUGCCCCCGUGCGUUCUUUGGCAGCAGAGCACCGUCGCUCUGGGUGCUCUGUGCUCUCCUGCGGAGGCCGGCACACACUCGUGCCGGGCAGACAGAAGAAAUCAUGGGAACUUGCUCGUGUGCCCUGGGCUCCCAGCAAAGUGACGUCUAUCGGGCUACAUAAUCCUGACGUCCUGGCUGUGAAACAUAACGUAUAUGCUGCCCACACAUAGUAACCCAGCGAUCAAACGUGCAGAUAGGUUUCCACUUGUUUUCCCGUGGCAUCUCCUCUGGACUCAAAUCGUGGAGCUCUAGCCCGUAAGGAAUUUCUUUGCCUGAUUUCCAAUCCCCUCAUCUCAUGAUGUGACUCCCCCAGCGCAAAACUGCACUGUCACAGUGCCUCAGGGAAAUCUGAUGGCCUUUUUGCCUUGGUGCAGGAGAGCAUAUAAAUCCUCCCACGUGGAUGCAGACCCUAAGUCUCGGGGUCUCCUGGGAAAAGCCGCUCGCCACUUCUCUUCGACAACAGUUACUGUGUUAGUAACGCCUGGGGUGAAAGACAUGCUGAACGCAAUUCUAAUGGACUCUGUAGCUGUGGUCAGAGGUGCAUUGUGAUUUAGUUUUGUUAUGAAUUUAUAGGUAUUAUUUUGUUUAUUAGGGUACUUUUUACCUAUCUGUUUUAUCAAGAAAUGCUUGUUUCUAAUGGUUGCAAAUUAUUGUAAGUAUAAUUGCUGUUAUAGAAAUAAAUCCUCAUUUAAAUGUAAACCCCAAA